AACAAUCUCAUUCACAAGAAGGAACAAACCCAACUCAUUUUGUUCUUUGUUUCAGAUCCACCAUGACGCAUUCCAUUUUGUUCCUUGGACUUUUGAUAGUAGCAUACUCGAGUGGUUCUCAAGCUAAAAAUGCAUUUUUACAAUACUGGGAGGAGCAUAUUGGUCUUCCACAACCUCCACAUUGGUUAGUUGCAAAGGCCUCUCCAUUGAGCUCCCAUCAGGUGGCAGUGUAUAUGAAUCUUAUGGAAAAAAAUGAAUUUUCUUCCCACCUACAUUCAUUUUGUAUGCAAGCUAAUGUGGCUUGUUCUACAAAUGCAAUGGUGAAGAAUAUGACUAACAGUACAGACCUGCCACCACUAGCUCAGUGGACCUUUUCCAAAUACAAGUAUGAUGUGAAACAAAAAGAAAUACCUCUUUCAAUUGCCAACCAAGGAGGAUUGCCGUAUUUUCGGAAGUCGAUGGUAAAAGAGGGAGGUUCCAUACCUGUCCCUGAUCUAAGGGACCCAAUGUCAUAUAAAUCAUUUUUACCUAGAGCUCUAGCAUCAAAAAUCCCAUUUUCUUCUGCUCGAAAAGUGGAAUUGAAGAAGCUUUUUGGUGUGGUGGAUGGAUCAAUUAUGGAUGAAUAUAUUCAAGGAACCCUUGAGGUUUGUGAAAAAGUCCCUAGUCGAGGCAAGCAUCACACCUGUGCAACUUCCGCCGAGGAUCUCAUUGAUUUUAUUGCUAUGAAGGUAGGGCAUCACGUGCUUAUAUGGAGUACCGAAAACAUCGAAGGAUCAUACGAGAAUGUCACAAUUGGAGCUGUGAAGCUUGUGUAUGGAAACCUCUCCGAAUCACCAGCCUUAUGUCAUAGUCCGCCAUUCUUAUUUCAAGUCUAUUAUUGCCAUGUUUUACCGAAAGUUGAAGUAUACACAGUCGAUGUACAUGCUCGGAAGAAAAUGAAUCAUAUGAUCAUGGCAUGCCACUAUGACACAUCAAAUUGGAAUCCAAACCAUAUUGCUUUUGAGCAGUUGGGUUUUGGUCCAGGCCUAAUUGAAGUGUGUCACUGGAUAACUGAGAAUGGAUUAAUCUUGACAAAGACUCUAGGUUGAGCAGCAUUUAAAGAUUUGAUCAUCUUCCAGUUCUCUUGUUUGGUUAUAUUAUAUGCUACUUAUGCUAUUGAAGGAAUAAAAUGACUUUACUCAAUUAUAAUAAUAAUAAUGACAUAUUUUGGCUUA
Messenger RNA from Macadamia integrifolia, 1214 nucleotides. Its product is annotated as polygalacturonase non-catalytic subunit AroGP2-like. Lineage: Eukaryota; Viridiplantae; Streptophyta; Magnoliopsida; Proteales; Proteaceae. The transcript has 2 exons. Bases 63 to 1088 code for a protein of 341 amino acids. The record is from RefSeq and is a predicted model, not a curated record.